CAGUAUUCAUGGUCGCCCUCGCAGUACUUCGAUGAGGACAGCUACUCCCCUCCACCCAGGAACAUGAAGGGUCUCUCUGGCGGCCGCCCCUCUCAGCUCCACCUCACCUCUCCCACCUCAGCCCACACCUGCGGCCUGGCAGACUGCGACCACUCCCUGGACCACCACCUCCACCAUGGGGAGUCCCGGCACCCUUCCUACCUCCUCAGCCCCACCGAGAGCUGCCCUCUGGAGGGCCACCACCGCUGUUCCCCAAGGAGCUCCAUCCACUCUGAGUGCAUGGUAAUGCCCGUUUCCAUGUCAACUACUGACCACUCUGUCUCCAGCAGCACUUUCCCCCGCAUGCACUAUGGCAGCGGUUCCCGGGACAGCGGUGGCACAUCAGGCGGGAGGGAGUCCCGGGAAGAUGGCGGUGGCUCGUCAUCGCACGUCAGUGGCAGCAAAAUGAACCGCAUCCCGGCCAACCUCCUGGACCAGUUUGAGAAGCAGAUGCCACUGCACCGUGACGGCUUCCACACGCUGCAGUACCAACGCACCUCCACCACUACCACCACCACCACAGAGCAGCGUAACGAGAGCCCCGGGCGAAUACGCCACUUAGUCCACUCGGUGCAGAAGCUCUUCACCAAGUCCCACUCUCUGGAAGGUUCCUCCAAAAUGAACGGCACCAAAGGGGACUCGCACCGUGACGGCACACACCACCACCAUCACCACAACCAUGGCCACCACAAACACAGCAAGCGUAGCAAGAGCAAAGAGCGCAAGGCCGACAACAGUGGCAAGCAGCGCUCAGGCGGCUGGUGGAGCUCUGAUGACAACCUGGACAGCGACAGCACAUACCGGACGCCCAGCGUCAUGUCACGCCACGCGGUGGACCACAUCAGUCACUGCUACCCCGAUUCGGUGCACGGUCAUUUGGCGGGGGAUCUGUCGCUCAAGGCCUCCAAGAGCAACAAUGACGUCAAGUGCUCAGCCUGCGAGAGCAUAAGCAUGGUGCCUGAGAGCAAGUUCAUGAAGAGGAGCUCCUGGUCCACACUGACGGUCAGCCAGGCCAAAGAAGCCUAUAGGAAGUCCUCUCUCAACCUGGAGAAACCCAUGACGCCCACUGACCUAAAGCCUAACCUUAGAUCCUGUCACUACUUACAGGUGCCCCAGGAUGAGUGGGGGGGCUACCCAGGCGGCGGCAAAGAUGACGAGAUCCCCUGUCGCCGGAUGAGGAGCAGCAGCUAUGUCAAAGCCAUGGGGGACGAAGAGAGCGGAGAUUCCGACUCCAGCCCCAAGACCUCGCCGCAGAAGAUGGUCCGCCCAGACGCCCUGGUCAAGGCCGUCAUUAGACCGAGGGACCUGUUGGACUCUCAGAGUCAGAGCUACCAUUUGCAAUCAACCAGGGACAUGCACCCGAGCAUUACCUUGGAUCCCUCUGCCAACUACAACUCCCCAAAGUUUCGCUCCAGGAAUCAGAGCUAUAUGAGAGCCGUCAGCACCCUCAGCCAGGCUAGCUGUGUUAGCCAAAUGAGUGAGACGGAGAUAAAUGGCCAGUUUGAGUCGGUUUGCGAGUCGGUGUUCAGCGAGGUGGAAUCCCAAGCCAUGGAGGCCUUGGACCUGCCCGGUUGCUUCAGGACCAGGAGCCACAGUUACCUACGGGCUAUUCAGGCCGGCUACUCCCAGGAUGAUGACUGUAUCCCUUCCAUGGCCUCCUCCACUGUCACCUCCACCAUAAGGUCCACCACAGCGGUCACCUAUGCGCCUAGUUACAAGAAAACCCCUCCACCGGUCCCGCCCCGCACCACCUCAAAGCCCCUCAUCUCCGUCACCGCCCAGAGCAGCACCGAGUCCACCCAGGAUGCCUAUCAUGAGGGCAGGCACCCCCACGGCGGGAUGUGGGCCCCCGAUGGCCUGGGCCUGGGGCUCGGCCUUGGCCGGGCACUGUACAACUCGACUGACAGCCUGGACAGUGCCAAGGCCGUGACCAUAGCCAUGGAGGCAGCCGGGGUGAUGGCCGGGAAGAGACACCCGUCCACGGACAGCCACAGCUCGGUCCUGACCUGUGAUAAGGCCAUCCUGGUGUCCAAGGCUGAGGAGUACCUGAAAACACCUCGCUCCUCUAUCGGGAUACAGGUGGAAGCAGCCACGGACUCAGAAUCGGAGAGCAAAUCACGGGAAUACCACUCCGUUGGGAUCCAGGUGGAGGAUGACAAAAAAGGACAGGGCAGGUUUAAGCGCUCCAACAGCGUGACUGCAGCAGUGCAGGCCGACCUAGAGAUGGAGGGCUUCCCAACCAUGGAGGACAAGGGCCUGCAGUUUGGCGGGGGCUUCCAGCGACACUCGGAGCCCAGCACGCCCACACAGUACGGGGUGGUGCGCACUGUGCGCACCCAGGGCCUCUUCAGCUACCGCGAGGACUACCGCACCCCUGCCGAGCCCCCCAGCCCCAGGGAGACCACCAGCGACACCACCUGGCAGCUGGAGCCGCCCUCCCCAAGGGAAAGCGCGGCCUCGUCGGGUGAAUCGGGAAGAGUGUCCCCCUCCCUGCGGAGAGAUGGGAGCUGGUUCAUGCAGCUCCUCCACACAGAGACUAAAAGGAUGGAGGGUUGGUGUAAGGAGAUGGAGGCUGAAGCAGAAGAAAAUGACUUGUCAGAAGAUAUCCUAGGUAAGAUCCGGAGUGCAGUAGGCAGUGCUCAGCUGCUUAUGUCUCAGAAAUUCCAGCAGUUCUACUGGCUGUGUCAGCAAAACCUGGACCCCAGCGCCAUGCCACGGCCCACCUCUCAGGACCUGGCAGGUUUCUGGGACCUGCUGCAGCUCUCCAUUGACGACGUCACCAUGAAGUUUGACCAGCUGCAGCAGAUCAAGAACAACAACUGGAGGCCAACAGAUAGCCCAGAGAAGAAGCCACCAGCUCCCGUACCAAAGAAGACAGUGAGACAGAAGAGCGCAGUGACGCGGGAGAAGUCUCUGGACCUCCCGGACAGACACCGGCAGGAGGCCCGGCGGCGGCUAAUGGCGGCCAAGCGGGCAGCCUCCUUCCGGCAAAACUCGGCCUCGGAGCGAGCGGACAGCAUCGAAAUCUACAUCCCAGAGGCGCAGACUAGACUUUGA
Lampris incognitus (smalleye Pacific opah) is the source of this 3096-nucleotide messenger RNA. RefSeq names its product discs, large (Drosophila) homolog-associated protein 2a (gene dlgap2a). Bases 64 to 3096 code for a protein of 1010 amino acids. Gene Ontology annotation, cellular component: glutamatergic synapse; postsynaptic specialization. Gene Ontology annotation, molecular function: molecular adaptor activity. The record is from RefSeq and is a predicted model, not a curated record. Gene Ontology annotation, biological process: signaling. The transcript is spliced from 10 exons. Lineage: Eukaryota; Metazoa; Chordata; Actinopteri; Lampriformes; Lampridae.